AUGUGUUUAAUUCGGAUCAUUGGUGCCGUGGGAACGUGUGUAUUGACAACGCUGUCGAGGUGGACGUGUGUGGCUACCAGAAAGACCAAGGCAAGCGAGAGAACAAACUUGUUGGACGCCUGUGUAAACGGAGAUGUUGCUGAAGUUGAGCGAGCACUUCAAGCCGGUGCAAACGUGGAGUCAAGAAACGCUGAUGGAUGGACUCCUUUAAUCAUCGCAGCCGAUAUUGGCAACGUCGACAUUGCUCGAAUGCUACUAAAAGAUGGAGCUGACGUCAACGCAACAACACCGCGUGGUUCACCGGCCUUGAGAAUGGCUGCAGCAGGCGGACACGUAGCCGUCGCUCGACUGUUACUGGAAGCAGGCGCCAAUCCAAACAUUCUAGCAGAUGACAGCUAUGCCCCGCUAACAAUCGCUGCAGUAAGAGGGCAUACCGAGGUAGUGCGUCUCCUUGUGGAGUACAAGGCUUACCUUGAUAUUCAACUCUGCUGUGGCAACACAGCGCUAGGAAUUGCAUGCGAAAACGGAAUGGUAAAUACGGUGGAAAAGCUUUUAGAAGCUGGAGCAUCGGUGGAUUUGUUGGACAACGACGGAUGGACUCCGCUAAUAAUUGCUGUGUUAAACGGACGUGACGACAUCACUCGUCUCCUCUUGAAACACAACGCCGACAUUAAUUUCAAAGGACCAAGACAUAUAACAGCAUUGCGCGCUGCUACUGAGCUGGGAAACAUCGAGGUGGUACGAACUCUGAUCUGCAGUAAAGCGUCACUGAACGACCCUAGCGAAGACGGCGAAACACCACUCUUCAUUGCAGCCAAGAAGGGGUACCAUGGCAUUGUUCAACUACUGGUAAACCAUGGUGCUGACCUCAACCGACAGUCUAUCACGGGCGCCACAGCUCUGCUAAUGGCUUCGAUGUUCAACCACCAGGAAUCGCUUCGCAUCCUCUUGGACGCUGAAGCGAACGUUGAUUUGAGGGACUUUUGUGGUUGGACAGCAUUGUCGAUGGCGUAUUUUAGCGGGUAUCCUCAGCUCGUUCAUCUCAUUUUAGAGCGACGACCCGCACUAAUGAGAGAUGAACCAGAAUUGAUCCACCAAAUCUGA
This is a messenger RNA of Phytophthora nicotianae INRA-310, 1104 nucleotides long. RefSeq lists its product as hypothetical. The coding region runs from base 1 to 1104 and encodes 367 amino acids. Gene Ontology annotation, molecular function: protein binding. The record is from RefSeq and is a predicted model, not a curated record. NCBI's taxonomy places the organism in Eukaryota, Oomycota, Peronosporomycetes, Peronosporales, Peronosporaceae. Gene Ontology annotation, cellular component: cytoplasm. The transcript has a single exon. Gene Ontology annotation, biological process: regulation of cell cycle process.